AAGAAUCUGGUGCGCCUUUGCGCGGAUGACAUGGACUUGAACGCAUCACUCUCUCUCCAUUUCCUUGCGCAUCAGCUGCACUCGGCAGCUCACAUGGUGCCCCAAUGAACCCUCGCCCUCACGCAUCGUCCAACAUACAAUGGAUUAACAGGAAAGACAUGAAUGUCCGCACAGAGGACGGUAUCAGCCUGUGCCAAAGGGCUCUCCAAAUAGUGACGGAGUUGUGCCUCGCCGGGCACGUCGACCGGGAGAAAUGCGCGGAUAUAUUUCCACUGGAGAGCAACAUACCAGGUAAAGGAAGUUCAGACAUCUCUGUAAGUCUCCUAGCUGUGGUCGUAGGUUUCUGUGGGCUCGCCCUUUUGGUAGUCUCUCUCUUUGUCUUUUGGAAGCUGUGCUGGCCCAUUUGGAGAAGCAAGGCGCUCUCGUCCAAUGCUGACAGCUGCCCGCCGGGGGUGCUGCCCGAGGCCCCCCUGGCCCAACCUCCGGUGUCUCGUUCUGUUUCUCCUCAUCUUGAGGCCAAGGCACUUGCAAUUGCGGGAAGACAGCCAUCGCAAGUCCAGCAAGACGAUGAGGACGACAAGAGGAGGAAGGUACCAGAAGUGAAGGUCAAUGGCCGCAGCUCGGUUAGGAUCCUGGAGGCGGCCAUGAAGAUCAGCCAGACGUCACCAGACAUCCCUGCUGAGGUGCAGCAGGCUCUGCGUGACUGUCUGAGCAAGCAGGCCAAAAUCCAGAGGCAGACCACUGAACCUACCUCGUCCUCCAGGCACAAUUCUUUCCGCCGACACCUGCCGCGGCAGAUGAAUGUGACCAGCGUGGACUUCACCAUGGACACUCUACCUGUGCGUCAGUCUUCUGCAGUCAGUAUUGGCCGUAUCAAACCUGAGCUGUACAAGCAGAAGUCUGUGGACUCUGAAGAAGGAGCCAAGGAGCCGGUGGAGACGUGCGGAAAGCUGAGCUUUGCCCUCAGCUACGACUAUGAGGAACAAGCUCUUGUGGUUCGCAUUCUAAAGGCCCUGGAUCUGCCCGCCAAAGACUUCACAGGCACCUCCGAUCCCUACGUGAAAAUCUACCUGCUUCCAGAGCGCAAAAAGAAGUUUCAGACGAGGGUCCACCGCAAGACACUCAACCCCAUGUUCGACGAGACGUUCCGUUUCCCUGUGGAGUACAGUGAGCUGUGCAAUCGCAAGUUACACUUCAGUGUGUACGACUUUGACCGCUUCACGAGUCAUGACAUGAUCGGUGAGGUGGUGGUUGAUAACCUGUUUGAGCUGUCUGACCUUUCACGUGAAGCUGUGGUUUGGAAGGACAUCCUUGCAGCUACUACAGAGAGUGUGGAUCUGGGUGAAAUUAUGUACUCCCUUUGCUAUCUUCCCACGGCUGGACGCAUGACCCUCACCGUCAUCAAAUGUCGCAAUCUAAAAGCCAUGGACAUAACUGGCUACUCUGAUCCAUAUGUUAAAGUCUCCCUAAUAUGUGACGGUCGGAGACUAAAGAAGCGGAAGACGACCACCAAGAAGAACACGCUCAAUCCUGUCUAUAAUGAGGCCAUCAUUUUCGACAUCCCACCUGAGAACGUGGAGCAGGUCAGCCUGUCAAUCACGGUGAUGGAUUACGACAGAGUUGGACACAAUGAAGUGAUAGGGGUGUGCAGGACAGGGCCGGAUGCGGAGGGUCUUGGAAGGGACCACUGGAAUGAAAUGCUAGCUUAUCCACGCAAGCCCAUCACCCACUGGCAUGCACUUUGUGAGUGGCCAGGAAGAGCAUCCAGUUUUGAGAGUCAAGGAUCAUGUCCAUCCCCAAAACCUCCACAGACCCCAUAAUGUCCUGGAAUCCACACAAUCCUAACUGCAAAACAUAUUUGGUUUGUAUAAUUAAUACGGUAUAUUUUCUUUAGUUGUAGCUUGUAAUGUUGCAUUUUUAUUUGAAAAAGGACUAAACAGUACUGGUAUCCCUGCUACAGACACAAUCAAGUAUCCAAAUCUCACAAUUUCUCUGACAUUUUGCUUUUACUGGUGCUGAGUUUAGGAGCUCCUAAAACAAUAGUUUUCAGGUCACUUUGAAGCUGACAGUGAAAUAAUGCGAAGCCUCUUGCUGUUUGACAGUAUAAUGAUACCAUGUCAUUUUACAGACGCAUGAAAUGACAGUGUUUAUCAUUUCAUAUUCUUGAACGUUUCAGGUACAUAUUCUCAUGUCUGGUGAAAAUAUUUAACAAAUUUGAUGCAGGGUUAGGGGAGUGAAAACAACAGGCAUUUGAAUAUGAAAUCAAGACCUGUUUGAUAUGGAUAAACAAUCACACAAUCAUGUGACCAAAUAGAUAUCAAUGCCAUCUUGCCAUUAUUUAUCAAGCCUCUAAUAUUUCUUUCUUUAUAUUAAUAAAGAUCACUUUACACUUGUUAAAAAACUAAGGGUGCUGCUUUCACACUUGAUUCGACUGCCUGGUCCGAACCAGAGUUCGAUUGCUCCCCCCUUCCCCUGCCCCUGCUGGAUUGUGUUCACAAUAUGUUAUUUGGGUCCGAACCGCAGUAAGCUUGCGUCUAUCUGCUGCGAAUGUACUGCAAAUGUUUUAAAGAACGUGAGAGUCCAGCAGAAAUGAGAUAUACAUUCUCUGCUUGCAGUGCAUCACACUUGUCAGGAAAGUGAGUGAGAACAUGCACAAAUACACAGUUUUAUUAAAUCAUAUGUCAUCAAUAGAGGUUCACUUCCAUGAUUUAGUAUGAGUGUGUUCAUAUCAGCAGCGAAUUGUACCUGAUUUCACAUGAACCGUAGCCCAGACCACCCUUUAUAUGCUGGAAAACAGCGUUCACAUCAUCCAGAUGAACCAAAGUCUGUCGUCAGUCGAACCUGGGUGCGCACCAAAAGUGCUAGUGUGAAAGCACCCUACGCUGAGAUGUCAAAAGUCUACAACUUUUAUCCAUUUGAGACAGGUGUGUUAUGCAGGAUGGAUAUUCCUCUAGAGUCUGUCAUCAUGAAUCUGAGAAACAUUAUGAAGGAGAGAGCAUAAUCAAAGCAUGUUUACUAUACAUAAAUGACGAAUCUACAAACUAAAAUCAUUUGCUUGUUAAUUGAUGCUUUUAAAGACUCGUUAUUUGAAUAAAACUGUUGUAGUAUACUGAUUUAAAGACAUUACAAUUCAAUUAAACUUAAUUAAAUUACAUAUUAAUCGAUAUUUAAUGAUGUGCUCAUCGUACUUGAACGUCUCAGAGUUGUUAAAAAAUGGAAAAGAAUCCAAUAACUCAGCUGUAAUACUGUAUAUAUACACAGGAUAACAGGAUAAGAAAGUAUAAAAAUGUAUAUAAAAAGAGGCACAAAUCUAGCAGGUAAUUGUUUUGGUAGGUCACUAAAAGUUAACUUAAGAGCUGUCAUAAUGUGACACAAUGUUUCUUUUUUUUCUUAGCUAGCAUGUGCUGAAAAUUAUGUUACUUACACAGUAGCCAAAGAUGUAGCGUGUUUUGUUGUUGUUAUUGUUUAGAGGGAUGGUUCUCUCAGUUCAAAAUAGAACAAACAUCAUAAAAUAGUUGAUUAUGCCCAAUAUUAUUAACAUGCAGGAUUUUAAAAAUCUUUUUAAAUAUAUGAAACACUUGCCAAACAUUAAAUUCUCAUAUCUAAAAACAAUCAUCCCUCUCCCACUCCUGUUCUCCUGUCGUAGAGUUAUUGAUGUAUUAUUGAACUGUCAGUGCUUACAGGCAAAAACAAAUAUUUCCUUUACAAUCAUUUCUGAAACUACUGUAUUACAAGCGAGAAACAUAAUUGUGCCUGAAACACUAGACAAAGUAAAUUAAAAAUUUGAUGGAGUCUGGCACUCUAUGCUGUAAGAAAGUUGUGUGUAAUUUUGUUAAGGUGCUAUAAAUAAUUCAAUCAGGCAUAUAUUAGCAAAAUAUACUACAGUAUAUGCAGAUCCAUCUUUAGAUGACAGUCAAAAGGAAAUCAAUGUUGAUGCAUCAUUAAUGAUAAAAAUUGAUGUUUAGCAUUCUUCAGAGGGGGUCGUGGAUAAUUGGUUUGGGGUAAAAAUGUUAUUUUCAAAGGAAUUAAUAACAUCUAAAGCAAUUAACGCCAUUGAAACAUCUUUCUUUCUUUCAAUUGCACUGCCAACCGCACAAACUACAGGUACAACUGAAAAAAUAUUUAAAUAUUUAUUUAUUUAAAAUGAAUAGCCAAUAGAAAUUUACAAGGUGUUGUAGUCGAGUUUUGUUACAGUAUGUCAGAGAAUUAGUAUUCAUUGCGUGAAAUCAUCCAGCAUCUAUUCAGUCGGUAUGCAAAUAAUAUGGUACACCAUGGUAAUUGCACACCUAACGUUUUAAAGAUGGACCCUCACUUUUGGGUAUUCUGAGUGUUUGCUGGUGUGUUCAUUAAGUAAUAAUGCAAUCAUGGCAAUUACACAAACGGCUGUGUACUGUUAACUUUGAUUUGCACAUGAAGACAGUGCUUCUGCCCCAGAGCUCGGUCGGAGUGAUAGAAAAAAGAUGAAGUAUUCUUGUAGCAUGCUGAUACCAGUACAUAUAAAUAUGGUUUCGAAAUUUAUUAUUUCUGAGAGGUAGUAUUUUUUAUUUCAUUUAACUUUGCCAGUGCCGGCAUGUGUGUAUAUAAUUGAGAAAUUCUUCGAAUUGUUAUCUUGUUAAAGUGCAUUUCUAUGGAUCGUUUGGUGGUUGGUUUGUACUAUGGGCUCGUGAUCUUGAAUAACUUUAUACACAAUUUGCAUAUAUUGUGUAAUGGCUUCUAAAAACUGUACAACUGUUUUGAUUAGCACUCAACUUCCUGAAAUGAUUUCUUGUUGAGCUAUUGAUGAACUGCUUCUCAGUGAUUUUUUGUCAUACUUGCACCAGACAACUAAAAUGAUCGCUAUAUGUUGUUAUGAUGUGUACAGUUUGUGAUAACUUUUUGUAAAAAAACAAAAAACAAAUGCAGUAAAUAUUUGAAAAAUAAUUUUACUGGAUGUUUCAAAUGUAUUUUAACUAAAUAAAUUCUGAAUUGUCAGUGUA
Molecule: messenger RNA, 4976 nt
Organism: Ctenopharyngodon idella (grass carp)
Lineage: Eukaryota; Metazoa; Chordata; Actinopteri; Cypriniformes; Xenocyprididae
Gene: syt10
Product: synaptotagmin X
Exons: 7
Coding region: 105-1820 (571 amino acids)
Biological process (GO): regulation of dopamine secretion; regulation of calcium ion-dependent exocytosis; calcium-ion regulated exocytosis
Cellular component (GO): membrane
Molecular function (GO): clathrin binding; calcium ion binding; phosphatidylserine binding
Source: RefSeq, a predicted model, not a curated record